AUGUUUUUGCCACUCUUCUUGGUAACUAUUCUCAUAAGUGGAGGCCAAGGAACUCCAGUCCGUUCUCGUCCAGAAUAUCAGACGGACGAUUAUUAUACUUAUGAAGAGAUACAAAACUACCUAAAAGGACUAGCCGAAAGCUAUACUAACCAAGUGGAAUUGACAAACGUUGGAAAAUCCUACGAGAACCGAAACCUGACCACCAUUACAAUAUCCAACGGAGAUGGGCGGAAAGACAAAAACGUUAUCUUUAUAGAUGCCGGAUUUCAUGCCAGAGAAUGGCUAACUCAUACGGCAGCCCUAAAUAUCAUUGAUAGGUUGGUUGUGAGCUUCGAAGAGAACAAGCACUUCCUGCAGGACUAUGACUGGGUUAUUUUACCUUUGGUGAACCCUGAUGGCUACACAUAUUCGCGAUCAGGAAAUACGUUUACUAAUGAGAUUAUUGAUUGCUCAAUCCCGUAUACUAAAGAUCACCAAGUUAAAUGUUGGCGAAGGAAUCGCGAACCCAACAAACACGGAUGCACCGGCACCGAUCUCAACCGGAACUUCGGACAUGGAUGGGGUAAAGGAGACUCCUCGAGUGAUCCAUGCAAACCGACAUAUAAGGGUCUUUCCCAAUUCUCGGCAUCGGAAUCUCAAGCAGUGAGAGGAGUUCUUCUCGACCUGGCAGACACCGGACGUGGCGUAUUGUACCUUUCGAUUCAUUCCGCUCUUGGCGAAAUUUUGUAUCCAUGGGGGUCGGAAGAAAUCAAGGCUGCAAACUACAAAGAGCAUGAGGAAGUGGUCCAAGCAGGCAUAGAUGCCAUGGCCAAUGGAAACUUUCAGUUCCCCUCAUCUUACAAACAACGUCCUUCAUAUAGCCUCUACGUUUCCGGUGGAAGCUCAAGUGACUAUGCUUAUGCAGUUGGAUUUCCCCUAUCACUUACUUGGGAGCUUCCAGAAGAAAGAGGCAAAUUGACUUUCGGGUUCCAUCCGCCAACGAAUCUUAUUGGGGAACUUGUUGAAGAAACUUGGAUUGGUGUACGCGCCAUUGCAGAAAAAGUUAUGGACAAGUAUCAAAGCAAUUGGAAUUUUAAUAGGACAUAUGAUAUCAAAUAUUGAGCAAAAUAUAUAUUAUUGUAUCCUUUAGA
This is a messenger RNA of Drosophila teissieri, 1130 nucleotides long. RefSeq names its product carboxypeptidase B-like. Lineage: Eukaryota; Metazoa; Arthropoda; Insecta; Diptera; Drosophilidae. Gene Ontology annotation, molecular function: metallocarboxypeptidase activity; zinc ion binding. The transcript has 2 exons. The coding region runs from base 1 to 1101 and encodes 366 amino acids. The record is from RefSeq and is a predicted model, not a curated record. Gene Ontology annotation, biological process: proteolysis.